This is a messenger RNA of Lachancea meyersii CBS 8951, 882 nucleotides long. Lineage: Eukaryota; Fungi; Ascomycota; Saccharomycetes; Saccharomycetales; Saccharomycetaceae. The record is from the annotation of a GenBank genome assembly.
AUGUCAGAGGUAGCAAACGAGCUGGGAUUCGACCCUACACUAAAAAAGAAGAAGAAGUCCAAGAAGGUUGUAGACGUACCAGAUGCCAAUGGAGCUAGCACGGUAGCAGCAGUCACCGGAGAGGAAGACCUUUUCUCGGGACUGAAAAAGAAGAAAAAGAAGUCCAAAGAGUCGAGCAAAGAGUCUGGCGAUAUACAGCAAGCUGUGGACGAGGUGGACGCGGCUCUGGGAGAAUUGAAGCUCAAGAAAAAGAAGAAGAAGAGCAAGGAAAGCAGUGUGGACGAUUUCGAAAAGGAACUGGCAAAGGCCGGUGUGGCCACGCCGACCGACCGCGAGGGCAGCGCCGGCGCGAGCCGUGAGGGCUCGCUGGUACCAGGUGAGGACUCUGCCCUGCAGCAGGACGCAGGCUUGCCAUACCAGGCUCUGCUGUCGAGGUUUUUCGAAACGCUCAGAACCAACAACCCAGAGCUUGCAGGCGACAGAAGCGGCCCCAAGUUCAGAAUCCCUCCUCCCGUGUGUCAGCGUGAUGGUAAAAAGACCAUUUUCUGCAACAUCCAAGAGAUUUCCGAAAAACUGCAGAGAAACCCAGAGCAUCUCAUCCAGUAUCUGUUUGCCGAAUUGGGUACGUCCGGUUCCGUGGACGGUCAGAAAAGACUGGUCAUGAAGGGUAAAUUCAUGCCCAAACAAAUGGAAAAUGUGUUGAGAAGAUACAUUCUGGAAUACGUUACGUGCAAGACCUGUAAGAGCAUUAAUACCGAUUUGCGCAAGGAACAGUCCAACAGACUGUUCUUCUUGGUCUGCAAGAGCUGUGGCUCUACGAGAUCGGUCUCCUCCAUCAAGACUGGUUUCCAAGCCAUUGUCGGCAAAAGAAAGCGGAUGUGA